UCAUCCCAUCGAUUACUUCAGAUAGACAGGCCACAGGCCCAUACUAUCUCUCUCUCACUCUCUCUCAAUUGACCAAAAUGAAAUAGUUCUACUUCACAAACUGACCGAAAACCCCUAAAACCCUAACAAAAUUAAACCCAUUUUCCCCCAAUUUCUUCAGAUUCGAAAAUCUGGGUAAAAAUGGCGUCGAUUUCAUUGAAAGGGAAGACGAAGAACAUAGCAAAUAGAUCGAAGAGAUACUUAGAAGAAGCUUUAUAUCGUAGACUGUUUAAAGAUGGCGGAGAUGAAGUUAGUGUUCGUCAUCAAUUGAAUGAGUUCCUCAAAAGUCGUAAGAAAGUUUACAAAUGGGAAGUUGGUGAUACCAUUAAGAAGCUUCGACAACGCAAGCACUAUUAUGCUGCUCUUAAGCUUUCAGACACUAUGGCUAGUAGGGGCAUGAACAUGACAUUAAGUGACCAAGCUAUCCACCUUGAUCUUAUUGCCAAGACUCACGGCAUUACUGCUGCUGAGAAUUAUUUUGUUGAUCUUCCUGAAUCAUCAAAAUACAUAGAGUGUUAUGGUGCCCUUCUUAAUUGCUACUGCAAGGAUUUGAACUCUGAUAAAGCUGAAGCACUUAUGGAGAAGAUGAAGGAACUCGGUCUGCCUAUUACUGCCAUGUCUUACAACAGCCUGAUGACUAUGUACACAAAAAGUGGUCAGCCUGAAAGAGUACCUGCUCUGGCACAAGAAAUGAAGGCCUCUAAUAUUAUGCUACAAAUAUACACGUAUAAUGUCUGGAUGAGAGCUUUAGCAGCGGCUAAUGACAUUGAUGGGUUUGAGAGAGUUUUGGAUGAGAUGAAGCGAGAUGGACGAGUGGCCGAAGAUUGGACAACAUACAGCAAUUUAGCAUCAAUUUAUGUCGAUGCUGGGAUGUCGGACAAGGCUGAGAAUGCUCUUAAGGAGCUUGAGAAGCGGAACACUUCAAAAGCACUCUCACCAUACCAAUUUCUCAUUACUUUAUAUGGUAGAACUGGGAAUUUGGUUGAGGUUUAUCGUGUUUGGCGCUCUUUAAGGCUUGCCUUUCCUCAAACUCCAAAUAUUGCUUACUUGAAUAUGAUUCAGGUUUUGGUCAACUUGAAAGAUAUACCAGGUGCUGAGAAAUGCUUUAAGGAAUGGGAAUCUGGCUGUUCACUUUAUGAUAUUCGUAUAGCAAAUGCACUCAUUGGAGCCUACGUCAAAGAUGGUUUGUUAGAAAAGGCUCAAAAGCUCAAAGAGUGUGCUAGAAGUAGAGGGGCUAACCCUAAUGCUAAAACUUGGGAGAUCUUUCUGGAUUAUCAUUUGAAGAAAGGGGAAACUAACCCAGCGGUUGAUUGUGUUGAAAAUGCAAUAAGCAACGGAAGGGGAGAUGGGACUAAGUGGGUUCCAUCUGUCGAAAUAAUCAAUGCAAUGAUGCAGCUCUUUGAACAAAAUAAGGAUGUUGAUGGGGCUGAAAGUUUUCUGGAGCUUGUGAGAAAUGCUGUGGAUAACUUGGGGGCAGAAGCAUAUGAAUCAUUGAUAAGAACAUAUGCAGCCGCUGGAAGGACUAGUCCUUCUCUGCAUCGCCGAUUGAAGAUGGAAAAUGUAGAUUUGAAUGAGGCAAGUAAGAAGUUGCUUGAGGCAAUUACCGUUGAAUGAGUCUCCCUUUUUUGACCUGUAAUUCUUGCUCUUACAAAUUUUUGGCUAGUUGAUAGCUAUUAUGCCAACUGUUGUUGUUUCAAUAAUGGAUAUGGCCUGUUUUUGUGGCUAAUUCUCUAAUUUUCGUUGUUAGAUGUGAGAUGAAUGGAAUUUUGUGUCCUUUCUUAGCCUGUAUGCUGAUGGCAGAACUCUCUGGUUCGCUGAUUGACAUUGAUACUUGCAACUUAAUAUGUCUGAAAAUAUUUAUGUAACUGUAUUUUUAGGACCUGGGAUUUUGUGAGUGAA
Chenopodium quinoa (quinoa) is the source of this 1938-nucleotide messenger RNA. RefSeq names its product pentatricopeptide repeat-containing protein At1g60770-like. The coding region runs from base 181 to 1653 and encodes 490 amino acids. The transcript has 2 exons. Gene Ontology annotation, molecular function: protein binding. Gene Ontology annotation, cellular component: mitochondrion. The record is from RefSeq and is a predicted model, not a curated record. Lineage: Eukaryota; Viridiplantae; Streptophyta; Magnoliopsida; Caryophyllales; Amaranthaceae.